AAAGACUUUUCCAUGGUCUGAACCAUGGAGAUGUCAAUUUCUUGUGGAAAACAGAACAUUCUGCAAGUCCUGUAUUUUUGUUCUUCUCUCCCACCCCUUUUUCUUUGUGCAGGUCGAAUUAAUUUGAAUAGCUAGUGAAAGGAUUAUGAUAAGCCCUAGAAGUAGACUAUAAUAUGUACACAAAAUUGAACAGAGAGGCCAUGAGAUCUUUAUCUUUUCAUGCAAUCCUGCUGGAAGUGUCAUUGCGAUAAACCUUACCAAUUCCAGUACACAAGGUACGCUGCACGGAAUUUCAUUCUUGUCCUUCCCCAAUCUUGAAUACCUCAACCUUACCCUUCUCUAUCUCUACAAAAAUCUCUUAUUGAGCUCGGUUUGGAUCAGAAUCACUCAAUGGUUGACAGCACGCUUCAAUUGCUAUUUGUAAUCACAUUCACCUUUUUAGCAGCACUUUACAUUCUUGCUGCUAUCUGUACAAUAAUUGUCUUCGUAGUGAAAAGAAAGAAGAAGCAUCAGGAUAAAGGAGAAAAAAGCAUGCAUAAAGAAGUAUCGUUUUCAGUUUUGAAUUUUGAUGGAAAAUCAAUGUAUGAGGAAAUCACAAGGGUGACAGAAGACUUUGAUUCCAUAUAUUGCAUCGGAAGUGGAGGACAAGGAAGCGUAUACAAAGCAAAGUUGUCAUCUACCGUCACAGUGGCUGUGAAGAAACUCCAUCAAUUGUGGGAUGGCGAGAAGAACUUGGAGGAGGGAUUCUUGAAUGAAAUAAGAGCACUGACAGAGAUAAGACACCGGAACAUUGUGAAGCUUUAUGGUUUUUGUUUGCACCACCGGCACUCGUUCUUGGUGUGCGAGUUUCUUGAAAGAGGUAGCUUGGCUAAAAUUUUGAGCAAAGAUGAAGAAGCUAAAGAAGUGGGAUGGAGAAAAAGGGUGAAUAUUGUUAACGGUGUAGCUCAUGCCUUGGCAUAUAUGCACCACGGCGUUGUGCAACCAAUUGUUCACCGGGAUAUAUCAAGCAAGAACAUUUUGUUGGAUUUUGAAUAUGAGACCGUUGUUUCAGACUUUGGCACUACUAAGUUUUUGAAUCGAGACUCAACUAAUUGGACUGCCGUUGCAGGCACGUAUGGAUAUAUUGCACCAGAGCUUGCAUAUACAAUGGAAGUAAAUGAGAAAUGCGAUGUUUAUAGCUUUGGAGUGGUCACAUUUGAAAUAAUUAUGGGAAGGCAUCCCGGAGAUUUUUUCUCAUCAUUCUCAACAAUGCCUUAUUCGUUCUCGUCAUCAUCAUCUGCAUUACCAACCCAUCAAAUGCCAAUUGUGGAUGUUCUGGACCAACGCAUUUCGCCUCCAACGCAUCAAGAAGCAAGGGAAGUUCUCUCUCUUGUGAAGAUUGCGUUUUCAUGCUUGCAUCCCAGUCCGCAAUCUCGUCCAACAAUGAAACAAGUUUCUCAACUCCUCUCAACUCAGAAGCUGCAUUUGUCAAAGCCAUUACGUAUGAUAACCUGCGGCGAAUUGCUUGCUCUGGAUCCUUUAACUGCAUGAGAAUCAAAGAAAAUGAUGAAUAAAUCUCAAUAUCGGAUGAUUCGAGUUAGCCUGAUUGAGUUGUGCGCUGGAAUUUCGAAGACACGGCGAUAUGUAAAGUUGAAGCAAGUAAAAAUCUGGAGAAGUAUGCUGAAGGAAACAAAAAGAAUACCAGUCAUUACAUUAAUAAUUGGUAGACUAGUAGUACAUAUACAUGCUUUUCCAUGUUCAUGUACAAAACAUUAAGCAAGAGCACAUUUCAUGGAGCAGAUCACCUCCUAGAAAAGAUUCGGCAUGGGAAAGGUGAACCCCAGCAUGAAGUAACUCGGGUGAAAUUUGAUGGCUCUCUUCCCAGCUUUAGCAGCUUCACUACAUGGUUCAUGGCUGCUCUAUCCCUUCACCCACUUCACGCGAACCCAAACAAGAUCCCGUGUUGCAAGU
Molecule: messenger RNA, 1950 nt
Organism: Pyrus x bretschneideri (Chinese white pear)
Lineage: Eukaryota; Viridiplantae; Streptophyta; Magnoliopsida; Rosales; Rosaceae
Product: MDIS1-interacting receptor like kinase 2-like
Exons: 3
Coding region: 391-1530 (379 amino acids)
Biological process (GO): protein phosphorylation
Molecular function (GO): ATP binding; protein kinase activity
Source: RefSeq, a predicted model, not a curated record